Balaenoptera acutorostrata (minke whale) is the source of this 335-nucleotide messenger RNA. Its product is annotated as complex III assembly factor LYRM7-like. Lineage: Eukaryota; Metazoa; Chordata; Mammalia; Artiodactyla; Balaenopteridae. The transcript has a single exon. The coding region runs from base 20 to 334 and encodes 104 amino acids. The record is from RefSeq and is a predicted model, not a curated record. Gene Ontology annotation, biological process: mitochondrial respiratory chain complex III assembly.
CGGAGCUGUGAGGAGAGCCAUGGAUCAGGCGGCCAAGGUUUUACAGCUCUUUAAAACACUGCACAGGACCAGACAACAAGUUUUUAAAAAUGAUGCUAGGGCACUAGAAGCAGCCAGAAUAAAGAUAAAUGAAGAAUUCAAAUGUAAUAAAAGUGAAACUUCUCCUAAGAAAAUAGAAGAGCUAACAAAAAUAGGUUCUGAUGUUGAACUGAUACUCAGAACAUCUGUUAUACAAGGUAUUCACACAGACCACAAUACACUGAAAAUGGUCCCUAGGAAAGACCUUCUUAUAGAAAAUGUGCCAUAUUGUGAUGCACCAACUCAGAAGCAAUGAA